Molecule: messenger RNA, 1036 nt
Organism: Poecilia reticulata (guppy)
Lineage: Eukaryota; Metazoa; Chordata; Actinopteri; Cyprinodontiformes; Poeciliidae
Gene: c9h9orf85
Product: chromosome 9 C9orf85 homolog
Source: RefSeq, a predicted model, not a curated record
AUCUUAAUAGCUUUAAUUAAAAUGGUCAGUGUUUUGACCCCAAAAACGUUUUGUGACGUACUCCUUACUGCUUCCGGGUUAAGCCUCUCCUUCGCUGGCAUGCUUGUUGGAUUUUUCAACCAAAACCAACAUAGUUUAGCUAAAGAGAAAAUAAAAUGAGCUCUCAGAAAGGAAACGUAUCUCGCUCACGAGCUCAGAAGCAUAAAAACAGCACUGCCUUCAAAAACGACAAGUACGGAGCGACUGCGCAAGUGAAGAAGGCGAAUUCAAAGAUCCAUGAUGGACUCUGUCAACACUGUAAGGGUGUCCUUGAGUGGAAAGUCAAGUACAACAAAUACAAGCCACUAACGCAACCCAAAAAGUGCGUCAAGUGCUCUCAAAGGACAGUAAGGGAUGCGUACCACAUUGUCUGUAAGCCCUGUUCGCUUCAGCUUGAGGUCUGCUGCAAGUGUGGGAAGAAAGAAGACAUCAUUAUUCCAGUGAACUCACACUUGGACAAGAAGGAAGAAGAAGACGAAGGGAAAAAGAAGGGACAAAGGCGAGGGAAAGAAGAAGAGGAAGAUUUUGACUCUGAUGACAAUGAUGAUGAAUUUGACAACCUUGAGGAAGAACAAGAUGAUUUGGACAGAGACUCGAAACAGAAAAGUUCACCAAAAAAAUCAGAAAUUUUUCCAAAUGUGUCUCUGCUAAAUGUUAAAGAUUAAUGUUUUUUUGUUUUGUUUUGUUGUUGUUUUUUUUUUUUUUUUUUUUUUUUUUUCUUCAAAAUUUAGACUGAAUGAGGUUUUUGUCAUGGCCUCUAACAAGCUGAGCAACACAUGAAAGAAAGAAGCUGGUUGUUGCAGGAAAACAGCCUGAAAUCUACAUUCAUCUUCUCGGCGUUUCUUUUUUUUUAUCAAAACAUUAUUUAGUUUUUCUUAAAUUUUCAAAUACCAAUGAAAUGGCAAAAUCCUAUACGUUGAAACACCCUGUUUUGUUUUGUAGUUUGAAAAUGUAAAAAAAAAAUUUCCAAUUUAUAAUUAUAUCUUUUUCAACUUUC